AUGUGCCUCAUGCUGCAGCUAUAUAAUCAUGAGGCUUCUGGAACACGCGCCAUGAUUACGCUGCGUACAGACCGUCUUGGCCGCCGUAGGGACGAGGUCCUUCACAGCCUGCCAGCGUCCGUGCACAAAGGAACCGCAGGAAGGCCUCUGCAUAACGGGAUAUCAACACGAUCAUUAUUGCUCGCUGUAAUUGCAGUACAGGGAGUAGGCAUAGCCAUCUCCAACCGACUUCAACCUUCAGUAGCAGAGGUGUCUCCAGUCAAUGAGCAUACUAUGACAUUGAGACUGAAGCAUGCUUUUGACUUUGUGUCUCUUAUUGCUGUGUACGCUCCUACCGAUGUAUGUAAACUCGAUGUGGAAGAGGUGUUCUAUGCCAAGCUCACAUCUGUGGUAGACAAAUGUCCCCGGCAAGACAUUCACAUUGUACUGGGCAACUUCAAUGCAGUAUCCAGCUGUGAUCGAGCUGGCUACAAGAUUGCUCCAACCCGCAACACGGGUAUUGUGGCCAAGGAGAUCGACCACAUCCUUCUUAACACUCACAAGAGGAUCCUUUAG
Messenger RNA from Penaeus vannamei (Pacific white shrimp), 555 nucleotides. Lineage: Eukaryota; Metazoa; Arthropoda; Malacostraca; Decapoda; Penaeidae. The record is from RefSeq and is a predicted model, not a curated record.